Messenger RNA from Myxozyma melibiosi, 2291 nucleotides. RefSeq lists its product as uncharacterized. Gene Ontology annotation, molecular function: zinc ion binding. Lineage: Eukaryota; Fungi; Ascomycota; Lipomycetes; Lipomycetales; Lipomycetaceae. The record is from RefSeq and is a predicted model, not a curated record. The transcript has 3 exons. The coding region runs from base 43 to 2262 and encodes 739 amino acids.
CGUGAUCUUUAAUCGCUUUGCUCUUCUUCGAAUCUUCAACAGAUGUUCAUACGGAUUCAACAUAAAGCGAAGGAGAAGAUGGCUUUGAAUUUCCCGUCGCUGACGCCGAUUCGGUACACUAUCUGCCGGUUCUACAACACGCCAGCUGGGUGUCAGCGUGGCAGCGAAUGUCCUUACAAGCACCAGAAACUCGAGUCUGUGAAACCAGCGGUUGUCGUAGACGACUCGACGCCGAGGAGUAAAGAAAUUUCUCAAGUGCUUGAGAAGUUCCCCUACUCUGAAGUUGAAGGCGACAAAAUCCACACCGCGUUCAAACCCUCCGAUCCCGAAUUCCCCUUCGACCUCGACUCCCUCGAAUUCACCCUCCUGAUCCCCGCCCGCUACCCGCUCUCGCCCGCCGACGACGAGCCCGAAGAUCUCGACGCGGUCGCGCCGUCGAUCGUCGUGACAAACAGCGACAUCCCGCGCGGCUUUGCGCUAAACAUCGAGCAUGGCUUUCUCGACUUGAUCAGCAAGCCCGGGCUGUACACGCGGUCGCUGGUGGAGAUGGUUGUGGAGCUGGAUAGGCGGUUGGAGGAGUUUUUGAAGGCGCAGAAGAGGGAGACGAUUAAGAUUGUGAAUAUUGCAAAGACGACGACGGCGGCGCCUGCGCAGGCAGAGCAGAAAGAGAGCAAAGAGAAUAAAGAAUACAACGCUUUUGACGAGUGGGGCAUCGAUCCCAACCACGGCAGCAAAGAACCCACGACCGAGCCAGAGCCCGAGUUCACUCCCCAGCAACUUCAAGAGGCCCAGAAACGGCGCGAGCGCGAGGUCAAGCAACUCCUAGUCCGUCUCCCCUCAGCCAAGAUCAUCCGCACGAGCACAGAAGACGACGAGCCCGACAAGUUCGCGAUCCCGUUCGAACCCCCGGCACAGCUCAAAUCUGAACUUCCCGCCUCGCUCGCGGGCCUGACAUCGUUCACGCUCGUGGUGCCGAAGCUGUACUGGCUUGCGCCGUGCGAGGUCGAGGUCGAUAUCGCGGAUCGGGAAGUCAAGGAUGCGGCGGAGAACGGGUUCAAGAAGCAUGCGUCUGAGCGGGGUGAGUUUUCACUCUUUGCGCAUGCGAAUUUUUUCGUGCAGAAUGUGGGGAAACUUGCGGUUUCGGGAGGGAGCGAGAGCACUGCGAAAGAAGACGUAGAGCAGGAUGGAGAGGAUGAGUACCGGAAUCCUCCAGAGUGGGAUAUUUUGGACGAUGACGAGGAGGAGGAUGAUGAUGAGUACGGGUUCGAUUACGACUCUGUCGAUUACAGUGAAGGAUGGGAGCAGUUAAACACUGCCGACGCCCAACUGAAAGACAACGGCGGCGAAAACAGAGUCAGCGACGACGACGACGACGACGAGCAAGGCGCGCAAGAAGACGCGAGAAAAUUCACACCUCCCGCGAACGCGACGGCAUUAAACCUACCAGGUAUCAAACUGCUCAACGUCGCGGUGCUAGAGUGUACGCUUCUAUCCCUAGUCGUCAAGUGCACGCGCUGCAAGACCGAGGCCGAAUUACGCGACAUCCGACCGCACGCGUCGACAGCAAACUCGGGCGCUCACUCGCAGACCUGCGAGAAAUGCAGCAGCGUGCUCGCCGUCGACUCGUUCUAUACCGAGUUUGUUCACCCUCCCAUCGCCGAAAGAUUGGGCUAUGUCGACCUGCUGGGUUGCACCGCUGUCGACAUCCUUCCGAGCUCGUUCAGACCUACCUGCGCCGACUGCUCCGAGCCCGUGUCCGGGACCGGGAUCGCCGGUCUCGGUCUGGCGCAGACGAUGAGCACAAACUGCCGCAACUGCCACAGCAAAAUGUCAAUCUUCAUCCCGUCAAUCAAGUUCAUCCGCGUGUCGGACGAGACCGGGCAGGCGCUAACUGCGCGCGACGUGUCAAAGUCGAAAUCCGCGGCGGCGAAGAAACUGGGGAUCGUAGCCGGCACGCCGUUGCCGCUCAACGGAACGUGCCAGCACUACCGGCGGUCGACGCGGUGGUUCCGGUUUUCGUGCUGCGGGCGCGUGUUCCCGUGCGAUAAAUGCCACGACGAGCAUAGCGAUCAUGUGAACGAGCACGCGAGUAGGAUGGUGUGCGGGAUGUGCAGUCGCGAGCAGAAUUAUAUGCCGGAUAAUUGCGCGUAUUGUAGACAUUCGUUUCAUCGCAAGUCUACUGGGUUCUGGGAAGGCGGGAUGGGGACUAGGGAUAAAGUCAAGAUGAGCAGGAAGGAUCCGCGCAAGUACAAGCGUCGUUGAAGCUCUAUAUUACAAUCAAACUAUGUACA